This is a messenger RNA of Aureobasidium musti, 387 nucleotides long. NCBI's taxonomy places the organism in Eukaryota, Fungi, Ascomycota, Dothideomycetes, Dothideales, Saccotheciaceae. The record is from the annotation of a GenBank genome assembly.
AUGGCUCAAGAAUUCCCUAUCGUCUUCACCAUUGGAAACUCGUCGUCCAGGCACGAGGUCAUGCUCAUCAAUGCCGGACUCGGCAUCAAAAACCUAAGCGAUCGCAUUCAGGAGCUUGCGUCCUCGUCAGUCAACUGCGCCGAAGCCCUGGCGAAAUACAAGAAGCAGAGCGAAGCCGAGAAGGUGACCGAAAUCAAGGUCCGCUGGGCAGCCGAAGGAAGGGACAGCAAGCUCUUCCCUAAGACCACUGUUCUCACCGGUGAGAACUGCAAGGCCGUCCUUUCCCUCAUCAGCCUUCAUGGAGGAAAAGAUGUUCUGGAGGUUACUCUUCAAGCACCACCAUCAUCUGCUGAAGACUCGAAGGAUCCGAAGGAGUCAAAAGAGUAG